CGCGAGAAGAUUACUUCCGGUUGACGCCUCCAGCUUCUACCGUCUACGCUAACCAGUCUACUUUCGGAACCAUGGUCUACUCGCCCAGCACGUACCUCAUCUCCGCUGUCGUGGCCGCCGUGGCGCUGCAGAUGCAGCAGACGGCCGCUACGUCGCUGUACUACACCCCGUUCACCGUGUCGGACACCACGAACGAGAUCACGGACAAGUUCCCUGCGUACGGCGCCGAUGUGGCCGACCAGGACUGCAUCAUCAAGGUCGAGGUUGACCCGACGCUGCCCAACAUCACCACCAUCUCGCCCGUGCCCGUUACGUACCCGGAUCUGCUGGCCAACUUGACCACGGCCCCGGCCGACCCCGUGUACUCGAAGGUGGGCUCGGCCAUCCUGAAGGAGGACGCCCCUGCCACCGACGCGGAGCAGGACUCUUACAUCUCUGCGAACAUCCCGGACACCAACGGAAAGGUGGGCAAGCCUGGACUCAGCGACCCCAAGGACUGCGCCACUGGCUGGGACGACGCGCAGACCGCUCGCAAGCUGGAGACCAAGCGUCGUCUCGAGGCCAACGGCAACCAGGACAUUGCCAAGCUUGAGGCCUACUUCGGCACCAAGAUGGAGAUGACCCUGAAGGACCUCCCGACGGUGGGCGUGCACACGCCUUCGCCUUGGGCCGGCCCGUACUGGCCCACGUACCAGGACAGUAUCAACGUCCAGUGGAGCCAGGGCCAGCCUAGCGCCGCCGAGAAGUACGCCAAGGCUUUCGGCAAGGACGUGAAGACGUUCAUGGACGCCGUGUCGAAGAAGAACGGUAUCGAUUCGCAGAGCGGCCGCAAAAAAUGCUCGUCGGACGACGACUGCUCGACUCUUACGGACGGCAGCUCGUGCUCUAUUCGCACGGGUAAGACCUCUGGCUACUGCAUCCCGACGUGGUUCGGCAUCUGCCACGCUUGGUCGCCGGCUGCCAUCCUAGAGACUGAGCCAAAGUGUCCCGUGAAGCACAACGGUGUGACUUUCCAGCCUAUGGACCUGAAGGCCCUUGUCUCCCUCGUCUACGACGGCGCUCGUGUGCAGACUGUGUUCACGGGUGCGCGCUUCAACGGCGGCACUGACACUACUGAUGAAUACGGCCGUCAUUCGAACAACGCCUACCGUGACCUGAACCCGGCUUACUUCCACAUCGCUUCGGCCAACAUCCUGGGCAAGCUCAACUCGACGUUCGUCGCGGACGUGACGGCCGGCGCUGAGGUCUGGAACCAGCCCGUGCGUGGUUUCAAGGUGUACGAGCAGACGGAGAUGACUCUGGAGGAGGGUGCUCAGACCUUCUACGGCCUUGAGGCGUACCCGUGGAACGCUGCCGCCAAGAGCCUCGUGUACGUCAAGUCCCGCCUUUCGUGGAUCUACGAGACGUACACGGACGGUGGCCUCGUGUCGUCGGGCCAGAUCGACAAGUUCACCACCGGCCAGUACUACUACUACCUGCUGGAACUGGACGACGCUGGCGAGAUCAUUGGCGGCGAGUGGGUGUACGGCUCGGACGACGACCACCCGGAUUUCCUGUGGCUGCCGAAGGCCAAGCCUGCCGCGAACACGGUGACGAGCGUCGGACUGAGCUAUGCUGACGUGAGCAUGCUGUUGAAGAAAUCGGCAGCGUGCACUGCCUAAUUGGGCUGCGAGUUCAACAAGUCGUGCUAGUUUAGCUGUUUUCCUCGACUUGACAAAAUAAAGAAAACCCGGGUUGUUUGUGAAUAC
Messenger RNA from Phytophthora sojae, 1748 nucleotides. Its product is annotated as transglutaminase elicitor protein. The coding region runs from base 72 to 1661 and encodes 529 amino acids. The record is from RefSeq and is a predicted model, not a curated record. Lineage: Eukaryota; Oomycota; Peronosporomycetes; Peronosporales; Peronosporaceae. Gene Ontology annotation, molecular function: aminoacyltransferase activity. The transcript has a single exon.